AUGUCUGAAGGUGGCAAGCAGAAGGAGGCUCUGGGCAAGCUGGAGAGGGAGAGGGACAUGGAGCUGGAGAACCUGCAAACCAGACUCCAGCAGCUGGACGAGGAGAACUGUGAGCUACGGUCCUGUGUGUCCUGCCUGCACGCCAGCAUUGAGAGGAUGGAGGAGGAGAAGAGGAAGCUGCAGGACGAGACAGAGAACUUGACGGACAGGCUGAACGAGGAGCUGGAGGUGCAGCGGAAAGUGUCCGGCAAGCUGUCCCACGAGCGACACAAAAGCCAGAAGGAGAAGGAGUGCACACAGGAGCUGAUAGAGGACCUGAGGAAGCAGCUGGAGCUGCUGCAGCUCUUUAAGCUGGAGGUGGAGACGCGGAGCGGCCGCUCCACCAGCGCCGGGCUGCAGGAGUACCAGACCCGCACCCGCGAGGCCGAGCUGGAGCAGGAGGUUCGCCGCCUCAAACAGGACAACCGUGGCCUGAAGGAGCAGAACGACGAGCUCAACGGCCAGAUCAUCACGCUCAGCAUCCAGGGGGCCAAGAACCUGUUCGCCGCGUCCUUCUCCGAGUCGCUGGCCGCCGAGAUCAACUCCGUGUCGCGGGACGAGCUGAUGGAGGCCAUUCACAAGCAAGAGGAGAUCAACUACAGACUGCAGGACUACAUCGACCGCAUCAUCGUCGCCAUCAUGGAAUCCAACCCCUCCAUUUUGGAAGUCAAAUAAAGGCCAGGUCCCCCCCCCCCAUCCACCCUCACACCGACCCUGACACCUGAGGGAGGGGUCCCGCAGGGCCCACACACACCGGAUAUUAAAGAAGAGGGAACAAAUUCCCAAAUUUGAGACUAAAUCCUUCGUGGAGGGUUCGUGAAGGGUUCCCCCUGGUGGUGGGUGUUUUUGUUGCACCCUGGAGAAGGUGUAUUUUUGUUCCUGGGGAUCAGUGAGCUGCCAGCGGACCCCAUGGACCGUACGAGUCCGCGUGCACGCCGUGCGGUCUCCGUGACGCCCCCGGGGAGGGCGUGGCGGGGCUUUGGCGUGUCUGUGGCUUACUAUAGACCCUGGGGGGGGUGACCAGCGCCCCCUGGAGUGGCCUCGUUUCACCCCCUGUUUUUGGGGGCCGGGUUGUUCGAGCGAAAGUGGUAAUUGACUGUUCCAGACUGGUUUGCUGAGGACCCCAGUUCCACCUGUCACCUGUCACCUGUCACAUGGCUAUAAGAGCACUGCACACUGUUAAUGAGUCGUCAUCAAACUGUUAAUCUGCUGCAGCUGGAGGUAUUCUGGGCACUAUGUCGCACUGUGGUGAGAUGUCCCUACAGCAGGCAGUGGGAUUUGCUCCGCCAUCUUGAUUUCUUACCUGGUUAAAACUAAGGGAGCUUCACCAGUUUAAUUUUGCACUCUUUAUCACAAAUGUUCACCUCAGUCACCUGUACUGUCUCUCAUAGGUGCACAUGCUAAAGUUUGAGGACCAAAAAUAUAAUUGGGAUUUUCACAAAUAUAUCAAUCAACUUUGGCAUCCAAAUAUGAUGUUAACACGCUUGAGUUUGCGCCAGUUUACAAGCUUUUUUGGAAUUCUUCACUAAGGUUUCUGCAGUCUUUCAGUCAGCUGUCCUGCACUAGAGGGGAGUGGAAGUAGGCACUUAUAGCACUUAGAAAAAUGUAACAAUGUCAAAAUGUUUGUAUUAAUAGCUGCAACAUCACAAUAGGCUUCUACAGAGAUAAAAUCUACCUGUUAGCGGAGAGGUUGUGUCGAGUCUUUUUCCCUGAAAGUUUUGAGUGCUACCCAUGCUGCCAGCCGAGUUGUUAGCCAUGCUGCUAGCCGUGCUGCUAGCCGUGCUGCUAGCCGUGCUGCUAGCCAUGUUGCUAGCCGUGCUGCUAGCCAUGCCAGUCCCAGCCUGAAUCCCAUGGCUGAAAUGGAGUGACGGAGUAGACCGGCCCAUUUUAAUGUUUCCCAUGAAAUGCGCCUCUUCCUGAGGGAAAUUUCCUGAAGCAGUCUGGCUCAGCUGCGGAGAACAGGGUAUCCUGCGGGUCUGCAUGACGAGGUGCUAAUGCUAAACAAACACACCCCUAGUGGAGGUGUUGGGACUCCACUCCACGUUCAUCGCACAUGUAUGGGGCACAUAUUGAACUCCACCCUGCAGUAUCAGCUAGCAAGAACACAGAUACACAGGAUCCAGCCGAUAGAAAUGCCAGCCUACAGAAAUGUCCAGCCAAUAGAAAGAGAGAACAUUUAGUGACACCACAACACAGGAAGAUACUAACUUAAAUGCACGGACGUUCCUGAGCAAUAACUAGAGGGCGUGGUAAGAGUGAGAACAGGAGCAGCACAGGACUGGGGAGCUAAAAGAUUUCAGUUUUAUGGUGUGAGGAACCACCAACAAAGCUCCAUCUGAGUCACCCAUGAAAAAGACCACCUUAACCUCACCAGUUCUUCAAGGCAACUGUCCGAUUGAUUUAGUAUUUAAUUGGAACAUAGAGGCCAAACAGACUCUUGUCACUUGCCAACGAGUUGACGUGGACACAUCAUUGACGGGGACACUGAACAGGCACGUUGACUGUGGAUGUUAAAGAGGGAUGGGGUGUGGCAGCACUGCUGAGUGUGCAGGCGGUGCUCUGGGACCGCGUGGAAGAGGCCUCGGAUCUCGCCGUCUCACUCACGCCCCAAAACGCUCACCGACUAUUCCUUUCUUUAUUCAGUACCUAAUGAAAUGGCCUUAGAUGUAAAUGGCUGUACAUGGACACCGCUGGAGAAUUUUCUACCCCGUAGAUGUAGUUAUUUUUAUGGGAAGAGAAGGACAGCGCUAUUUGGUUGGGUUCUCCAUGGGGUCAUGCCUUCUGGAGGAAUGUGAGCUCCAGUUCCCCUGCCUGGACUUCAUUUAUUUCCCUCCUGUGUAAAUACGAUGCAUGGUUCUGCCCUCAUUUCAGAAUCCAUCCCUCGGACUCCCCCUUUAAACCCACGGCAAGAGGGACCAUUAUAUUUUUAUCUCUUUUUUUUUUUUUGUAUAGUGAAGGAAACUGAGCUUCUAAACAUCCCGUGUCAGUGCUGCGGUCCUGGGGGAGAGCCGUGUCAGUGCUGCGGUCCUGGGGGAGAGCCAUGUCAGUGCUGCGGUCCCAGCUCGGCUCUCUGUGGACUUGGUCCUGGGGGAGAGCUGUGUUUGUGGGGUGGGCUGUUUCUCCAAAACGUCUCGCUGGCGGGUUAGAUGCCCAAGGCCGCAGUUUAUCUGUUUGCAGCCAUGUAAGAUCUUUUCCUUUCUCCGAUUUAUCUUUCUGGGUAGCUGCUCGCUGUCGUGUCUGAAAUCCAGAGACCUGGAAAGUCGUCUGGUAGUCAGCUCCUUUUGUUUUUAGCCGUGCAGGACAAGGCUUUUCUGGGAAAGACCAGGACCACUGAACCGCUAAGAAACCAGAACCACGGACGGGUUUGGAGGAACACGCUUCUCAAGUAGACUUUUUUUUUUGGCUAUCAGAUUUCUGGGGGUUUAAUGCUACUCUAUUCCUGUUCACAGAGGGGAACCGGUGGUAGAAUCAACUUACUGGUGUGGUUUUGACACACUUUUCAUUGCACAACAAUUCAAUUAGUAGUUUUGUUUGUCUUUUCCCCACUGCAGGAUUUAACGUCAACUGAUGAAUGGAAAUUCGAGAUGCACUUUAGCACCACUUCAACAUCUCAUUUGUCCUGUUUACAAAAUUGCCAAAGAAUUUGCUUCUUGAGAAAUGACCUUUUCUCCGAGCGCUGGUAGCACAGGACUUUGAUCUAGUUUCCAUGGUAACAGCAUUCUUGGACAGGAACCAUAAACAUGGAUUUUUUUUGUUCCUGACGUUGUGACUGCACCACUUCAAAAUAAGGCUAAGCUUGCAAAAUUGAUAGAUUCGUUAUGAUAUGCUCAUUCGUUAUGAUAAGACUCCAGUUUCUGGCUUGGCUUCACCACUUCAUCACGUGUAUAUUGUUUAAAACACCUGACCCGUCUGCUCUGAAAUUCUGGUAAGCUGGCCCAAGGCUCAGUUAAGUCGACCUUCUCUCCCAGAACGUGCCCGGUUGUUGGUAUGAACAGCGUUGAAUGACCACUUUUUUGUCUGUGUGAAAUAAAAAAUAUAAUAAAGUUUAA
Molecule: messenger RNA, 4088 nt
Organism: Anguilla rostrata (American eel)
Lineage: Eukaryota; Metazoa; Chordata; Actinopteri; Anguilliformes; Anguillidae
Product: rab11 family-interacting protein 3-like
Exons: 6
Coding region: 1-714 (237 amino acids)
Biological process (GO): endocytic recycling; regulation of cytokinesis
Cellular component (GO): midbody; endocytic vesicle; cleavage furrow
Source: RefSeq, a predicted model, not a curated record